AUGAAGAUUGAAACAAUACCUUCAAUGGCGGGUGAUGUUAUGCCUCCUAUGGUAGCAAAUUUAAUAGCAAGAAUUAAAAAUGCUGGAGACACUGAUAAAUUUGUACAAGAGCUAGACAGAGCCCGAUCAUUUCAAACAGUUUUAGCAAAAACUGAGUUGUAUAGAUGGGCGGAAGUUCUCAAUAGAUGUGAUGAGUUGUUGGAAGAAGCAUCAACUUCAGUAGAUUUUUCUAUGGCAGUUGACACAAGUGAGGAAAUUAAAUUUCGGACCAUUGCUAUUUUACGUUUUACGUCACUGUUGUUUGAAUGUUCAUCAACAAGAAGGGUUUAUUCUAGUACAGAGCGCUUGAUAACAUUGUUAGAUUGUACAGAUCUUGACGUAGUUGCAGAAGUAUUGAGGCUUUUGCAAACGAUUAGCAAAAGAUCAAAAUAUUUAAAUCAGCGUCUAAGUCCUCUUGACAGAAAUAAGCUUGUUCAAGUUCUAACAGCUAUUGCUCAGAGCUGGGGAGGAAAGUUACGUUCGAUUAAAAUGACUGAUUGUAUUUCGAAAGAAGUUAAAGUCCCUUCUCUUUUCCCUCUAGCUUGUGCCGAUAACAAAGAAUUAUUCUGUUGUACCAAUAAUACUACUAAGUUGCACGAAGAUUCACCACUACUAGGCAUAGUCAACGAUUUGUGUGAUGGAAUGAGUUCAGAUCAUAAAUAUUUCGCAUUGGCUCGGCUAAGGGUGUUGAAAAAUUUUCACAACCCUGAUCAUCGCAUGAAAUGUCUAAUUGUUCGACUAUUAUCCAUUUCUACAUUAAUACAUUGUCGUUGUCAAUCAGAUGAGUCUCAAUUCAGUGCCAUACUGUAUACGGGUUUUAUUGAGGAAACAGUUGCCCUUCUCCGUAUUAACCUGGAAGAGCAUCCUCUUGUUGAUACAAUACAAGCUGAGGCACUCAGAACUUUGAUCAGUAUUGUGUCUUUAGAUAAACAACCAAUGCAUCGUUACAGGUUGAAUCAAAUACUCGAAUGUUUGGGAGCCAGUUCCUAUCAUGGCUUUCUCGCUGUUUUUACUCGAACAAUUGUUGAAUACCUCCAGACCAAUCAGUUGGGUAAACCAGGAAAACCUUCGGUUGCUUUAGGAACUUCUCUCUUCUCGUUUAUUUAUCAUUUGAGCAGCGCCGAUACGGGAGGUGAAAAUCUUGUUGCCUGUGGACUAACACAAACUCUAUUAACCGUAUUAGAGUAUAAAGAUUUAUGUUUGGAGCACAUAUCAUUUGCUACUCGUUGUGCGCGAAUAAUUGAUAUAUUCACGACAAUUGACGUAACAAUGUUCAACUCUUGCAAAGGAAUGAAUAUAUUCGUAGAACGUUUUGUGCAUGAAAUUGAUCAAUGCCGUAAAGAUCAGCCGUUCACAAUAGAUGUCACUGGAGAUGUGGAUGAUGAAACGGAGAAGACCACCUUCGUCAAAACACCGGUGGUUGAGAAAAGAUGCCAUCAGCAGAGAUCAGGACUUAUAAAGGGGCUUUUAACUUUCUUGAAAAGAGCAAUUCAAGAGCCAACUUUGCAAGACAGCGUCAGACAUAUCAUGGAAGGAGGAUUACCCGAUGCCCUUAUGCACAUCAUCAGUAAUGCAGAAUACUAUUCUGAAUCUAUAUAUCAUCAUGCGCUUCAGAUGGUUACUUUCUUCAUUUAUCAGGAGCCAUCUCAGUUAGGAUUUUUGCAAUCGAAACAUUUGCCAUAUGUUAUUCUACAGAGUAUUUUGCGAAAAGAGCUACCUGGUUCCCGCGAUGUGAUCAGUAACCUAGGAAACGUAUUCACUGCUCUCUGUUUAAACGAAGUUGGACUUCGCCAGUUCAAAUCAUACAGACCUUUCGAUCAUGUCUUUAAGAUAGUGCUCAGCAUUAAGUUUAUUGCUACUAUGAAGAAAAAGAGAAGUGAAAUGAAUGACGCUGCGCAGGGUAUUGGGCAAGCUUUGGAGGACCUAUUGAGACAUCAACCAACUUUGAAGCCUUUAAUGGUCGAAUCUGUUUUUGAUGUUCUUGAUCUCUUGCUAAAGCUAGGAACCACUCCCCCGUCCAACACUAAGAUUGUAAUGGCUUUAUCCAAGUCGGCAAGUAAAGCUGUUGGCCAAAGCAUCAGUUCGUCUGUUAUUGUCUCAAAUUCUGCUAGCAGUCAGCAGGAUUAUGAAAACAAUAUAACUUUCUCUCCCCGUGAUGAAGAUAUGUCUGAUGAAGAUGAGGAUGCGGAGUUGAGCAUGGAUGAAAUGAGUGCAGACCGUCAACCUGUCAUAGAUAAUAUGGGUUUGGAAAUGGAUAUACCUUCAGAGAACAAUGAUGGAACGAGAAUACUACCUCUCGGAGAUUAUUUGAUUAUUUUCUCUAAGAUUUUGGAGACUAUUAUCGGACACUCGGUUUCUAACGAUAUUAUGACUUCAUUCGUGGCUAAAGGAGGAGUCAAUAAGUUGAUUAUGCUGACUCUCUUACCAUCCUUGUCACCCGAUAUAGUUCCCACUUAUUUUGGACAUAGUAUUGCCGUUGUUAUACAGCAAUUACUGCAAUAUGGAGAAUCCGGCCAAAUACUCAUGGAAUCUUUCCUCAAUCUGUUCGUUGCUCGCGUUCCCUUCGCUCACCCAAUUCAGCCAAGUAAAGCAGCAUCUUUGCUCUUGAACGAAUCAAAGCAGGUGGUUGUUGAUUCUAUGUGUUUCAUCAACAAUUGCAUUCCCUUGCUAUCUCAAAUUUGUAAGACAACUUUAGGAGGAGGACAAUUCUCUAACGAUCGUAGAAACAAAAUGCACGAAGCUUUCUUAACGGAUCCUGGAAAAAAUCUGCUCAUAAAAAUCAGGAAAGUUUCUCGGAUUUUGGCAUGGGAAAGUGGGCUGAUUAAAACACUCGAGCCGGCAAAACAAGUUGUUAGCACUCAGACAGAUGCUAAUGAUCUAGCGAUAGAUGAUAAAAAUGAAGCUACACCUAUUCCUGAUUCUACUGAUGUAGGCAGCGUUUCGUGCGACACGAGCGACCAGCUUUCUCCUGAAUGUGAGAAGUUCGGUAUUACUGCUGAGGAAGUUACCUAUUGGAGGAGUAAUAAAAGCAUUGGAGAUACGAUCGUCAAAGCCAACAAGAAUGUCUCUGAGUUUUUGAAUCUACUGUGCCGAUCUUGUUAUAUACCUACUAGAAGACACCGUCGUUAUGAGUACAGUUUGACGCCAAUGCCCAAAUUUGCUUCACAACUUGCUGAUCAACUAUUUUCGGGUGCUUAUAGGGAAAUGAAAUGGGAGCCUGUUUCGAGCGUUGUAUCUCCAAUGAGUUUUGUUGUUCUACACGAAUCAUUACUGCAGUUGAACGGUGUACUUUUUGAUGACAGAAAGUAUCCUUAUCAUGCCAUGAUUGAGAGAUUCUAUUCCUCGGGCUGUCAUCAAGCUUUCUGCGAUAUGCUCAUAGAUAAACUUGCCCCUGCUCUUGACAAUCAUAAAUCACCUGCAUUCGAUGAAGCAAUAUUGGAAUGGUUCAGAUUAGCGGAAAAGUUAGCUUGUAGACAAAAGAUGUUACAAACAAACUAUCGCUUCCAUUCUAACCAAGGCUUACCAUUCGAUGCUGAAAAAUACUGCAAACUUGUUCAUAAUGAUUUCUUCCGCUGCUUGUCUGUUUUGUUCAGUUACUUAUCAAAAGAUACUGUUGACCUUCGGGAGUACCAAGCAUUAUGUGAAUCUGCUAUAUCAGUUUAUCGAGAAGUUGCCCAGAGUCUUGUUCCCAAUGAAGAACCGGAAGUUACCACAGGAGCAAACCGCACUAGGUUAGAUGAACAUGCAAAAGCUUUGAAUGAUAUGGGCUUUGAUCGUGACUUAGUCAACGAGGCUUUAUUAAUAUGUUCUAACCCAGCUGAUGCUACAGAAUGGCUCAUUAGACAUCAACAACAAGCUAAUGAAGGAAGACCUAAACCUCAACAGAAAGAAGACGAGGAGGAAGAUUUCGCAGCACCAAUAAUAACACCUUUGAGGGAGCUUAAUAUCAACAAAGAUGUGUCUGUAUCACAAGCAUGUAUUGAACUGAUGCCGUUGUGCAAGAAGUUGAUGGAAGUUGGGUCUGACCUGGUUUUCUCUUGUGCUGAUUUAGUAACUGGAGUCAUAGAAUCACUUGACGGUACUUGGAAGGAGAAUAUCUUGAUCCGACAGAUCAUGGGGGAAGAGAUUGUCUCUAUGACUAAAGCUGCUUCUCCACUGUUCCAAGAAAAAGAAAUUUGUGUUCUUUCUACUCGAAUUCACUUUGUUUGCCUCUUAUUCGAACACCUAGCCGAGGACUAUGUCGAGGCUUUGAAAACCAUGAAUUUAGUUCCGAACAUGCUAUACCUACUCAAUGAAGUUUAUAUUAACUUUGAUAAACCGCAGAUGCCAAACUUGUUGCUUCCACCACUAGUUCUCUGGCUUGACCUGUAUGAAAAGUGCUCACGAACGUUGAAACGACGAAAGCUACUGGAGAAAAUAGUUCCUAGCAAACAGCUGAAAUGGUCAUAUAUCACAGAUGAAGAGAGCAGAUACUCAACCUUAAGAAGUAAGCGCUGGGUACCUUUCUGCGCGAAUUACCAACAAAUUCUGAACAAAGAGUUCUUCAGAGGAAGAUCACAGGCCAUCUUGAAAAAGAAAGAUAAAGAAAUCGUGAUUGAUUUCACAUCUAUGAAACAGAAAGAAUCUGACAAUGUCAAAUCUAAAAUCAACAUGGAGCUCCCAGAAGGCACUGAAUUUACUCUGGAGGAAGUUUUGGAAGUUGAGAGUGAAUCUAUAUGGACUCCAUCAGAAUUAUCUGACUUGAUGGUACAACUAAUCCGUCUUCUCCACAAAGGAAACAUACAUCAUACAGCUGUUCAUUCUAUAUUAUCAUUUACUGCCCGGUUAACUAGAGAUGAAGCUUGUGGUGCUCAUUUCUUACAGAGUGGAGGAGUUGGAGCCAUGCUCCAGUUACGCAGCUCAAGUUCUCCUUUCACAGUUGCGUUAGUGUCUAUUAUACUGCGCCAAUGUAUUGAUAAUGAUGAUAUUUGUAAAGGAGUAUAUGAAAAAGUGGUUCGCCAAAUCAUCAGUUCUCAUAACUCGAACGUAUCCUCUCAAUACGACACUAAAUAUUGGCAUGAUACGAUGCGAAGAAUGUUGCCCCUCGCUGUUAGAAAACCUGCUGUGUUUGUCAGUACAAUGAACAAAUGUGUCAAACUUACCCCAAUAAACAAUGGACUCGGUAUGCAGUUCAUCUCUAAGAGCUACAAAGCCAGUACGGAUACUAAUUCUUCUAUGAAUCAUAUCGUGGCUUUAUUGCUGAAAGAAAUUUAUCAAGGGGAAUGGGAGAACGCUGAGAAACAAAGCUUGGGACGAAUGUUAUCUCGAGGAACUCUGCUAUCGCUACUUGCUGAGCUGGCUAAAACUUACAACGGUAUUGCGAACACUGUUGCAGAGACCAGAGAAAAUGGCCACAGUAUGCUAUAUUUACUGUUGGAACGUUACGUUGAUGGUCAUGAUAAGGAAACAAUGAAAUCCUUGAGAUACCUUUUAUGCGUGAUUGCAACAGGGAACCAUUCUCCCAAAGCUCAAGAGUCCGCUAUCUCUGAUUUGAAAUCAGUGUUGGUAAACGUGUCGAGCAACACUUCCAGUACAGAGGACAUUUGCACCAAAGUUGAGGAGCUAUGUAACAUAGUAAUUGAUAUGAGUGAUACUUGCCCCAGUUCCCAUCAAGCUGCUAAAAAUUCUCAUUCCUAUCAAAUUAUAAAACUAUUCCACAAGAAGAAAAUUUGUAACGAUCUGGUAAAGACCAUCACAUAUCUGCAAUUGGUACAGAAGGAAUCCAUUGACACUAUCAACCAUGUUCUCCGAACAUUGGAAUCUCUUAUGAAAAUUUUGAACACUCAUCAUAAUGCUACGACAAAUAACUCUAGCAGUAGAAACUUGACGAGGAUGGAUAUUCUUCGUCCUGGUGUGAUUGAAUUGGUUCAACACGGUGAAGAUGACGUUGAUAUGAUGAGGGAUCAAGUAACAAUUAGAUCUAUUGAACAACAAGGAAUUGGCUUCAGAGAAGCUUUAGAGAGACUUCCAGCGGAAGAUAAUGACGAUGGAGCAGCAAAUGUUUCUCAAAUGGAUGAUGUCGAUGUGGAAGGAGAUUCGGAAGGAUCUGUUUUGGGCGAAAUCGUAGUUGAUGAUGAUAACGCAAGAAGAGAAGAAGAAGAGGAAGAAGAAGAAGAUGAUGAAGACCAAGAAAUGCGCGAUGUUGAAGAUGAUGAAGAGGAUGAUGAUGAAGAUGACGACGAUGAUGACGAUGAAGAAGAAUCUGAUGAAGAUGACGAUGGUCCUCAAGAUACUGAACAAAACAUAACUAUGCCCAUUCAACCUGAUCUAACAGCUGAAGAAGAGGAGACAGAAGAAGGCGAAGAAGAAGAAGAAGAGGAUGAUGAUCAAGAUGAGUUCGAACUGGACGAUGAACCUUCAUUUGAGCAUAACAGAGAUGUUGAAGCUAUUUAUGAUGACCUGGAUCGUCCUGUAAUAAUGGGUAUCGAUGAUUGGAAUUUAUUCCCUCCGAUUAACAUUAACAGACUAAGAGAACCGCGAAGUCGGGCUGUUACUGGUGAACAGCAUCAUCCUUUGCUCGUAAGACCACCACCAGCAUCUGAUGCAGCGCCCUCGUUCAAUGCGUCAAAUAUCUCUGGCAGCAUGCGCGAAUUCCGUUCCAUUCUAAGCGGACAUCAAUUAGUACUUACUCGUCAAAAUGCUAUCCGCAGACUUGGACAAGCUAGUCGAAAUCUCCAACAAGCUCUGCAUCCAAACGCUCCAAUCCUUGAGAGAAUUUUCAGUCUACCACCAUCUAGAGAACGACCCGCUCUCCUGAGUUUUAUGGGAUUUGAGGAUCCUCGGCCUAGAGCGAUGAGUGUGAUCAGAACUGCUCUGGAAAGACUAACGGAAGCUGUAGACUUACUGGAACCUAACUCUUCAAGAUAUAUAGGUUUACUGGUCUUCGAGCUAGCAGCAAAGGAGACUAGAAAGAAAUAUGAUGAGGAGCGUAAGACUGAUUCUAAAGACAAGUCAAGUGCUGAAAACAAAAAUGAUGGCGUCUCCACAGAAGCUCAGGAGGAAGUUGUGGUAGUAGCUCCUCCCCAAUCUGAAGAGGCAAGGCCAGCCUGGGAUGAAAAUGCUGAGAGCCAAGAUACAGCUAGUACACAGCCUAGUUCAAGCGAACCUAUGGAAGCUAUAAGUUCGAAUGCUCAAGAUGGAGAUUCUUCCCAAGCAGAUGAUGUUCCAUUACCUUCUUCUGCUGCCACUGUUGCCUCCUCCUUGGAAGGCGAGGGUGAAGGAGAAGUUGGAGAAGGAGAUCAAGAUGAAGAUGAGGAUGUGGAUGGAGACGUUGAAGAUGGAAUCCAGAGAUUCCUUAUGCCUUUGAAUAUAGAUGGCAAUGCCGAAUACCCUGUUCCAGAUGAGUCGUCAAAUCUCAUUGAAGCAAAUCCGAGCGGAAAUGAGCCUGUUCCACAAGAACCAAGUAACGUACCUGAAGAGUUGCGUGAUGUUUUGGGAGAUAUAGUUCUACCCGAAGGUGUAGAUCCACAUUUCUUGGCCGCUUUACCCGAAGAACUGCGAGGAGAAGUUAUUAGAGAUCACGAGCGACAGAGACGAGCGCAAAGAGCAACCGAAGCUCCUCGUCCAGAAGAAGGUGAACGACCUCUGGUAGACCCUAUCGAUCAAGAUUUUCUUGCUGCAUUACCUCCAGAGCUUCAAGAGGAAAUUUUACAACAGCAUGAGAGAGCUGUUCGAGAAGCUGAAGACGCUGUAAGGCGAGCAAAUGCUCCGCCUGUUGAGCCUGAGAUGGAUGGAGCUGCUGUUAUCGCCUCUCUUCCUACUUCAGAACGAGUACAAGUCUUAGCUGAUAUGGAUGAGACUGAACUUCAACGUUUGCCUCAAGCUAUGCAAGAUGAAGCUAGGCGAGCUAGGAGCCAAAUACAAAGCCUUUUCGAGCCGCGUAAUGUCAUGCGCAUUCAUAACCUUUAUGUCGGCGGUCCACUGAAUUCACGUAGACAACCGAUUUUCCGGAGAAACCCAGCGUAUCCACCUGCUGGUAUAGGAAACUUCGCAGGAAAAACCACUACUGCUCGCGCAGAAGCUGUACAGUUGCUCGAUCGAGAAGCUAUUCUAACGAUAUGUGGAUUGUUCCUAGUCGACAACAGACUGAAUGUUGGAAGACUACAAAAGGUUAUCCGAAUGGUGUGUUCUCAUGUAGCUAGCUGUGAUUUCGUUAUUUGGUGCCUUCAAGCUAUACUUGACAAAGCUUCUGAUGCGAUCACAGAUGACGAAGAGUUUACGUCUGUGUGCCCUUCUUGGUUAGAGUCAAUAACUGUGCCGGGAAUAGGCCAUAAUGAACGAUCUGUUAAGAUAAGCAAAGAUGCUAAAAAAGUCAGCAUUCAUCCACUCAUAUCAGACCAAGUUUGUCGGAACGUUCUCGAUUCACUUAUCCAGCUGGCUAAGUUGUUCCCCGGAAAUUUCCUCCCUGCUUCCUUGAGACAGCAAAAUCCUGAAAGCAAAGACUUAUCGAAAUAUGAUCAGUUUUGGGCAAUGAUUCAAAAUCCACAAGUCAAGCUCUUGAGCAUCAAGGAGGGAUCUGAGUUCGAUGCAUUGAAGAAUAGUCGUUUAUCUCAGUUGACAAGUCAUUUCAAGAAGAAAUCUUUCCAACGUGUCAGUGGGCUUCAAGACAAACUCUUGAAACUUUUGAGUUCCGUUAUUCAAACUUUACCAAAUGACACUAUGAAAUCGCUCAAUUUGGAAUCUACGGGUACAGCCUUUGAAGAAGAACUAGGCACAAUUAUUGAAAUUCUGACUCAAGGUGUCUGUAGUGCUGAAGGAUUUAGCGAUGGAAGGGCUCUACUAACCGAAGCCAUGAGGGCUUUGUCACCUACGACAUCUGAUUUCAUCUAUGACAAACUAGUGUCUGCCAUUGAUAAUGUUGGAAUGCAGUUGAAACCACAAAUAAGCCUUCUCCUGACUCAAUUGGAAGAUAUCGAUUUAGACGAUUCAUUAGAAACUGGAACCUCCCAGUCCGAGAAGGGUAAGGUUAAAUCUCUGAGGCUUCAAGGAGAAAGUGUUGUUGUUGAUGCGGAUACAACUGGAAGAUUGAUGGUUGCCGCUAGUGUGUGCAAAGAGCUAAGACUGCCUUCUGUGAUGGCUUUAACAGAUAAAUCUGGAGCUCAAUAUCGUCUUUUGAGUUCUUUGCAAACUCUAACAAAAAUACGUGAUGCUAUGCGCACUUUGAAGGAAGAGAGAAGAAAGAAGCGCGAGGAAGAAAUACAGUUACUGAAGAAAAAGAAGUUAGAAGAAGAGAAGAAGAAGGAAAAAGAAGAAGGCCAAGCGGAAGAAGAACCUACUGAGAAAACAGGAGAAGGUCUAUCAUUACCCAAAGAAGCUCAAGAUGAAACGAAAGAACUCGUGGAUGAUCCUAUGGAAAAACUCCGAAGCCUAGAAUGUCUAGAUGCCAGGCUCAGCCAACGGUUGGAUGGUUUAGAAGAUCUCUGGAGCUUAGUCUCGGAUUGUCUAAUAAGGCUUGGGAAAGCUUCGGAUCCACAUGCUGUUCUCGCGCUUCAACCAGCUGCGGAAGCCUUUUUCUUGGUUCAUGCCGCAUACAAAAACGCCAAUAAUGAACACAAUCAUGAAAAUCCCGAUACAGAAAAAAUGAUCGAGUUUGCCGAGAAACAUCGCGAUGUUUUGAAUCAGGUGUUGAGGCAAAACAGCACAAGCUUAUCGUCUGGAGGGCCUUUUGCUAUUCUCACUUCUUUCCCCAAAUUAUUAGAUUUCGAUGUGAAAAGAAAGUAUUUCCGGAAAGAACUAACGAAAGCAGAUGGGGACAGAGAAUACCGACGAAGUGAUAUCAAUGUCCCAGUUAGAAGAUCGCAGCUGUUUUCGGAUUCUUUCCGUGAGUUGUUCCGGCUCCGUCCUGCUGAUUGGAAGAAACGGUUCUACAUUGUUUUCCAAGGAGAGGAAGGUCAAGAUGCUGGUGGACUUUUGAGAGAAUGGUUUUCUGUGAUAACUAGAGAAAUUUUCAAUCCUAAUUAUGCUUUAUUCAUCACUGCUCCUGGUGACAUGGUGACGUAUAUGAUUAACAAAGCUUCCUACAUCAACCCUGAACAUCUUGAUUACUUUAAGUUCGUUGGACGAUUGAUUGCCAAAGCAAUUUAUGACAACAAGUUACUGGAUUGCUACUUCACGAGAGCCUUCUAUAAACAUAUUCUGAAUCUACCUGUUAGGUACCAGGAUAUUGAAAGCGAGGAUCCUGCUUUCUUCAACUCCUUAGAAUUUUUAUUAAAAAAUCCUAUUAAUGAUCUUGCCCUCGAUCUCACUUUCAGCUUAGAAGUCGAAGAAUUCGGUGUUCGCUCGAUACGCGAUUUAAAGCCCGAUGGAAGCCAAAUAGAAGUAAACGAUGAGAACAAAGUUGAAUAUGUUAAUCUAGUUUGUCAAAUGAAAAUGACAGGUUCAAUCCGCAAACAGCUUGACGCGUUUUUGACCGGUUUUUACGAAAUAAUACCAAAAGACCUUAUUAGUAUGUUCAACGAACAAGAAUUGGAGCUUCUAAUUAGUGGAUUGCCUGAUAUUGAUAUCGACGAUUUGGCCAAUAAUACUGAAUAUCGAAGUUAUUCUAAGACAUGUCCACAGAUUCAAUGGUUCUGGAGAGCAUUAAGAUCAUUCGAACCUGAAGACCGAGCUAAAUUCCUGCAAUUUGUUACGGGUACUAGCAAGGUUCCACUGCAAGGAUUCGGUUCAUUAGAAGGUAUGAGUGGUGUUCAGAAAUUCAGCAUCCAUCUGGAUAGCCGAGGUGGUGAUCGGUUACCAGCAGCACAUACAUGUUUCAAUCAAUUAGACUUACCGCAAUACGAUUCGUAUGAGAAGUUAAGAGAGUUUCUCCUCUUAGCUAUUCGAGAAUGUACGGAAGGAUUUGGAUUUGCCUAA
Auanema sp. JU1783 is the source of this 10929-nucleotide messenger RNA. NCBI's taxonomy places the organism in Eukaryota, Metazoa, Nematoda, Chromadorea, Rhabditida, Rhabditidae. The record is from the annotation of a GenBank genome assembly.